Molecule: messenger RNA, 1509 nt
Organism: Eimeria tenella
Lineage: Eukaryota; Apicomplexa; Conoidasida; Eucoccidiorida; Eimeriidae
Exons: 5
Coding region: 1-1509 (502 amino acids)
Source: RefSeq, a predicted model, not a curated record
AUGCGUUACGUUGCACUUGGCUUGCUUCUAAUAUUCUUGACUCUUUACCUGCUGUGCGAAUGCGAGGAGCUGAAGAAGUUAGGCUUGAAGUCUUGGCUCAAAGAAGGCUGGACAAUGUUCCUCUUACUGCAUUUGUGCGUGCUUCUUUGCUUUCUUGCCUCUUUUGUCGCUGUUCAAAUCGUCGCGUUGCUUGCACCCAAGCUCGAGCUCACGGCAGCAGAUGAUGGGUAUUACGAGAUAUCUGGGACACCCACUGCGUCCGACGACACAGGGUUUUUCCAGCUGAUCAAUGACUACCACUCCCUGUUUCGCGCCAACUUUGCAGCGCAGCAGGCAUGCAUUUUUUUAGGUGCUCUGGCAGCAGUAACAGGAUGCAUACUAAUAACUAGAUUGGCCCCUUCCACUACAGGGAUAGGGAUAAAAUCUCUACAAAUGACGUUCCGCAAGACGAAAUUCUACAUACUGGCUUGCAGCCUAGGGUUGCUUAUUAUAGUUCUUAUUUUCGUCUCUUUUGGAGACAUUUCCUUCGGGGAUACAACGAGCAGCUUUGCCGGAUACUACGAGAGCUUGAAAACAUCAGCGGCAUUCCUGCUCGGCGGAACAAUUGGAAACUACGAUGUCUACUCUCUGACUUCAAUCAAUUCUGUCUUUUCUGGGCUAUAUUUUGUGCCUCUUUUCCUUCUCUUCUCGGUUUUCGGCUUUACAUUUCUUGUUGCAAUGGUCCUGACGAAGUACAACUGCUGCGCACAGAACACUGAACAAAACGUCACGAAGUACAAGCUCAACAAACAAGGCCUUUUCCGAACACGGUAUGAAUGGUUCAGAUAUGCGCUGAAGAAGAUGUGGAUGGGUUUUUGGAAGGAAGUCUGCAGAUGCCGAUCGAAAGAAAAGCUGGAGAUACUUGCCGAGGACGAGUUCGAAGAUGACAUCAGAGAAGCUCAAGAAUUGAAAGCUUCAGAAGAGAGAAAGAAGGGACAGCAAAAGCGAACAACGAGUGACGAACAUUAUUGCAGGCGUGCUACUAAAGAGGAGACCCGCUCUUCUGCAGAGGAAUUCUACGAAUCACCUCCCCAAUACCCUUCAUGGGUUUGGAAUGAAAUCGGGAUGAAAGAUCCGCUGAGCAUCUAUGCAACAAACUCCGGUACAGAUAAUGCUUUCUAUGUGGAUGCAGCAAGCAUGGCGGAGUAUUCAAAGACAUACGGGUACUUUAAUGGAUUUGACGUGGUCGACUAUACAACCUCAGGGGAAGGUUAUUUCACGCCUAAGCUUGCAGUCAAUACAGCGCAGAAGGCACCAGCACCCUCCAUCGCCAAAGUUUACCUGCUGGUGAGACAUCAAAUGCAAAAGGACCACCAGGAUGCUUGGAAAAAGCUUUUUGUAGUCGUCUUUCUUGUAGUCGUCAUAGCAACGAUUACCCUACAAGUGGGCGACUAUUCGUGCCGUGACAAUAAGUACUUGUUAAGGGGCAACAUAGCUUCUCAGACUUUCAACCUCUCUUUCGCUUCCUGA